This is a messenger RNA of Phlebotomus argentipes, 1531 nucleotides long. Its product is annotated as chromobox protein homolog 1-like. Lineage: Eukaryota; Metazoa; Arthropoda; Insecta; Diptera; Psychodidae. The transcript has 5 exons. Gene Ontology annotation, cellular component: pericentric heterochromatin; nucleus. Gene Ontology annotation, molecular function: chromatin binding. Gene Ontology annotation, biological process: chromatin organization; negative regulation of transcription by RNA polymerase II. Bases 191 to 724 code for a protein of 177 amino acids. The record is from RefSeq and is a predicted model, not a curated record.
GGCCAUAAGCUCAUCCCACGGCUAUGUUCACACUGUAAAUUCCAUCGACGCAAAGACGCCAAGGGCGACCGGACUAAAAAAUAAGAGUUUUUCCGCGGUUUAAAGGACGCUCUCUGUGCAAAAACACGCCAAUUGUGUUGUGACUUAAACGGAUAUUGCAAUUAGUUCGCCAGAGGCACCGCAGUGGAAGAUGAGCAAGAAAGGGGACUCUCCGGAACCGCAGGAGACGGAGGAAUACUCGGUGGAGAAGGUGUUGGACCGCCGAGUGCGCGGUGGAAAGGUGGAGUACUACCUGAAAUGGAAGGGAUACUCCUCGGACGACAACACUUGGGAGCCAGAAGAGAAUCUCGACUGCCCAGACCUGAUUCAGGCGUUUGAGGAACAAAGGCAAAAGAGGGAGAAGGAAGCGGGACGGAAGGAAUCAGAAAGCAAAAAACGAAAAACCUCCACUCCACCAGCGACCGAAACAAAACAGCCGGCCGCCAAGAAGAAGGACGUGAAGAAGAGCUCGAAUCUGCAGGGAUUCGACAAAGGGUUGGAGCCCGAUAGGAUUCUCGGAGCCACGGACACUUCCGGCGAGCUUAUGUUCUUGAUGAAGUGGAAGGACACAGACGAGGCCGAUCUAGUUCCUUCCAAACAAGCGAAUGUGAGAUGUCCUCAUAUUGUCAUCCAGUUCUAUGAGGAACGCCUGACUUGGCACACACCAUCGAUUGAGGAGAAUUAAGGGGAGACGCGCGGGAGAGACCGGCCAAGUCGACGGUAAAGCAAAAUCUGAUUUUUCUUCAGUUUCAGCGUAAGAGAUACUUUAAAGAAAUAUAUAAAAUUAGGUUUACUAUUCCGCAUAACUUGUCCGUGUGGCGGGUUUCCAAUGAAAUGAUCUUUGAUCGAGAGAGAAGGACGCAAAUUUUGAAUCAUUUUAACAAGUGUUAGGAAAUUUGUGAAUUUGAAAAUGUAGAUUUGAACCAGAGAUUCGACUGUCGAAUAACAGAUGAUUGAGAAAUGAUGAUUUUCACAAUGGACACUUUUCAGUAAAUUCAGUUCUCUUAAUUACAUAAUAUAUGAAUAAUAAGAUAUGUACUCUUGAAUAGAUUUGUCUUUUUACUGGAUUCCAUGCCCAUUCGCGAGAAUCGUGCUUUUCAAUUGGAAAUUCUUCUCAGUGUUUAACAUUUUAAAGAUUUUUUUAGCGGUUAAGGAAUGAAAUAUUCUUGGAGAUAUUUUUGUAGGAUCAUAAUAAGGAGAUUAAAACGAUUUUUCCAUCCAUGAAAUGAGAAUUCAAGUGAGAAAAGACAUUUCAUCAUAUCUCUUUGGCUGAUUCGAAGGCAAAUCAAUACAACGUACAAGUUUGAGGAAAUUUGAAGGGUAAAACUGAGAUGAAUAAUGAAUUAUCUGAUAUUAUAAAGAAGAAUUAUUCACAUAUUCGUCACAUUUUGAUAAAUUCUUAUAGUCAUGAAGUCAUGUUUUACAAGUUUUCUUAUAUUAGGAUUACUUUCGACCCAACUUAAUGCAAUUUUUGUCAAAAUUUCACGCAAUU